AUGGCUGGACAGCCGGCCAUCUUUCACGCCCUGCUGCGGCCAGUCAUCCUCCAGAUCCUGCGCGCCACGGGCUACCAUGCCACCAAGGGUGCCGUGCUCGACUCGCUGACGGAUCUGGCCGCGCGAUACAUGCUCACGCUGUGCGAGAAGACGGCAGCCCACGCCGUGCAUGCACGCGGUGACGCGGUAGAGUAUACUGUCGUUGAUCUACGCAUGGCCCUGCAGGACGCCGGUGCCCUCAUGCCUGAGCGGACAGCAGCAGAGCAGGACUGGCGGCACGAUGAGGAGGACACAUCCGGUGUCGAUGAGUUUCUCGCUUGGUUCUCCGGGCCCAUGAUGAGGGAGCUCCUCGACGUCGGCAAAGGCGACGGCGAGUCGGAUGCGACCGAUUACCUGAGCUCUCUGAAAAAGAAGCACAGUAAAGCGGGCGAGGACUCGAAAUGGAACGGCACCAUCAUCGGCAAACCUCUCGACACAGUCAAUGAGGUCCAGGUCGAGGGCGGGCCCGCAACCAGCAUCGACGAAUGGGUCAUGCAGCGUAGCAAGGACUACUUCAACCCUCAGAGUGCCCCGCAAGAUAUGGAAAUCGACGUCGACGGUGUCAACACGAACGGCCACCGCAACCCCCCUUCGCCAUCCGCCAGCUCCGGCUUAAGCUCGGUCGGCGAUCGACUUGACGACGCCGAGGUGGAUGCGAUGGACGUCGUCGGCGCUUGA
Molecule: messenger RNA, 717 nt
Organism: Drechmeria coniospora
Lineage: Eukaryota; Fungi; Ascomycota; Sordariomycetes; Hypocreales; Ophiocordycipitaceae
Product: Bromodomain associated domain protein
Exons: 2
Coding region: 1-717 (238 amino acids)
Molecular function (GO): protein heterodimerization activity
Source: RefSeq, a predicted model, not a curated record